Molecule: messenger RNA, 1682 nt
Organism: Eriocheir sinensis (Chinese mitten crab)
Lineage: Eukaryota; Metazoa; Arthropoda; Malacostraca; Decapoda; Varunidae
Exons: 3
Coding region: 116-1501 (461 amino acids)
Source: RefSeq, a predicted model, not a curated record
GUCGCCGCCACGUCCUGCGCGCGCACCCCAAACAAACCAGCCAGGCAAGGGCAGCAGCGGGUGACAGCGUGGCAGGAGAUGGGAUGCAGAAGAGCUUCCAUGGUGUUGCAGAUGGAUGCCUAGGCUUGCAGAGAAGGGCAGGGGUCAGCUGCAUGAGAUCCCGGCCGCCCGCCAGGGUGAUCCAGCCAUGCGUAAGUACCAGCAGCUGGCCCUCACCAUUGUGGCCGUGGUGAGCCUGGUGGCCUUCCUCUUCUACAAGCAUGAGUAUGAGCGCCUGCGCUACACCCUGGAAUACUUGGACACUUUUGGGCAGGCUCCAGGUGACGGUGACGUGCUCCGCGUACCCUGCGGCUACAACACACACCCAGCGAUCUCUUCGCCCCCGUCAGACUGGGUGCAGGUGACCUCUGACUUAGAAGUGUACUCAGCCUUCCUGGAGGGUGAGGGUAUUGUGGGGGGACAGCAAAUCAAGGUUAUAGGAGCUGUCAGGAAGAGUACUGAGGUGCCAGCGGACUUGUCGUGCCUCGUGUGGUUUGACUCCCGUGGAGAAGUGGCGUCAGGGUCGUGCAGUGUGCAAUUUCCUUCAGACCGUAUCCAUGGUCACUAUACAGAGGAGGAGGAUGUUGGGGUGCUCUACCUGCUGUGUAGUCCCCAUGACAAACGACUCAUGCUCACCCAGACUCCGUAUGCCCUGCAGCUAAAGGUGGGGACAGGGGAGCCAUCCCAGCCUUUACUUGUGCAUGAGGCAGAGACCUUUAAGAGCACGGCCAACAAGACAGCAGUGUGUGUGGUGCCCCCAGAGCAGCCUGUCACCUCCCUCCAUAUUGUGGAGUUCCUGGCAUACCACCACCUCAUUGGGGUGGACCAGUUCACACUCUAUGGUCCAGUGCUCACCCCACUCACUCGGCGCCUACUUGACCGCUUCGGGGAUGAGAUGGGACUGAUGCACCAGGAGCUGCUCUUCACCACCUCCCGUGGCUUUGCUCUGAGUGGGCCAGUGGUACGGCGUGCUGUAGAGCUGGACUGUCUUCAUCGCCACCGGGAACGUCAUGAGAAUGUGUUGGUGCUGUCACUGGAACAGUUUGUGGUGCUGGGCCGCCGCAACAACCUACAGGCUGUUAUUAUUGACAUGGAGGGCGUGGGCCGCUCACGGCGGGAGGUGGCUGAGUUCCACUUGUCUUCCCAGCCAGUGUGCCUCGACCAGCAGCACACCCGCCGCGGUACACUGAUGCUAUCGCAACAGGUUCACACUGCCGGCACUGCGAAGGAGGCAGGUGUGGCCCUUCUGCGACCACAUCUGUCAGCUGCCUUGGCCUCUGGUGAGAGCACUGCCAAACGUCAGCAUGUGCCUCCUUCUGUGGCAGUGGUUCAUCACUACUCCACCUGCUCCCCUGCUGCUGCUGCCACACAUGAGGACACGCACCACCUGCCGUCCAACAAACAGAUUGUGGCCAGGAUACAAGAGUCGUUACUUUACCGCAAGUGGACCAUCAACUCGUAGCUUUGGGAAUGCAUGCAGAAGUUCUUACUACAUUGCGCACAACUGCUCUGGUCACAUGGGGGAGAGCUUCUAGCAGCAGCGGGCGGUGCAGCACUGCCACCACACGCAGCACCCGGAACAGCCGGCUGGAGCUCCAGGACACGUGUCGCCCCACCAACUCCCGUAGCCUUCCCACCAACAC